This is a messenger RNA of Prosopis cineraria, 2341 nucleotides long. RefSeq lists its product as uncharacterized. NCBI's taxonomy places the organism in Eukaryota, Viridiplantae, Streptophyta, Magnoliopsida, Fabales, Fabaceae. The record is from RefSeq and is a predicted model, not a curated record. The coding region runs from base 907 to 1503 and encodes 198 amino acids. The transcript is spliced from 2 exons.
UCCUCAAAUUUUGUUAAGCAAGGCCGAAGAGAGCAAAGAAGUCGAUUGUGUUUUGUUCCUUUCCUUCCCAUCGUCGGAAACAGAUCGUAGGUAGCAGAGAGCCAGAGAUCGCCGUUUUGACGCAACAGAUCUACUAUCAGUCACCUUGGUUCUCUUCAUUUCGGUAAAAUUUUCUUCUGUUGCUUUGAUUCAAUUCCAAUCAAGGUUUGGGAUUUUCUUGAAUUGAUGUGUUUCUAUAUAUAUGUAGUUGUUGUGAAUCCGUAUUGGAACAUUGGGGUUGUUCAAUGGGAGCUUUGAUUUUGUGAAUCCGUAUUUAAACCCUGAAAAUUUUAUACCACCAUUCAACAAUUUCUUCCUCCAAAGACCUAAAUUAGCACCAACAGAGAUGAAGGUUGUUGGACUGUGAAAUUUCUUUCUCUGAAUUAACCUAGGGCCAAGAGAGAGGACAUAUUUUUGGACGUUAGCAAAAAACUGACCUUCGAACAUCCAAGAAAUGGAAAGCGAGAUAUAAUACUGUUUCUUUCUUGCCAGCAGCGGCUUCCGCUCGAUCUCUGGUUUUCGCUUCGGAUGCUGUAAGUUUAUUGUUACACGCAUCCUAUUCAUGAAUCAAUCAAUCCAGAAUCGGACGGGACUCAUGGGACCUCAUUUUUCUCUUCAAGGAUUCAUGCAGUCUCGAUUUCUAAGUAUGCAUUUUUUUUACUUCCUAACUCGGAGUUUAAUGGUCUCAUAUAGAUUAUCUUUGACACCGAAGACACGACACAACUGUGAUUUGGCUUAAAAUUAGUCCCAGUCGUCUUCACCUUCAACAUUUGAAGCUCAUAUUCUCCGUUUUCUUGUUCAUGCAUUCUGAAAAUCAAGGAAAAUUGCAUCCAUUAAGACAGCAAGAUCGUGAAUUUAUUAAGGAAAAUGAGUAGGAGGCUGGUUUUAAAGCAUUCAUUUGCUCUUGUGGGCAUGCUAGUGUGUGUUAGUUGCCUUUUGAUUGUGAUCGGUACUGUUCUUAAGCUUCCAGAGGCGUCACCUAAAAAUAGGGAAAUGGGGAUUUACCAUCCAGCAUUCAAAUCCAGGAAAGUGCCUCAGAAUUUCAAAUUAGGUAAAUUUGGAGAAAUGAUGGUUGAAAUGUUGCCUCAAGAUCUUGCCUUUACAAUUUUUAUUCCUUCAGAGGAAGCUUUCAAGCGUGAUUUACAUUUAUCUGUGAAUGACAGCUUGGUACCGGAGAAAUUUAACGAUACCUAUGCAAUUCUCACUCGCAUAAUGGGAUUUUCAGCUGUCCCUCGGGAGCUAUCUUCAGUUGAUUUGGCUUUUGAUGAGCUAGUGUCCUAUGAUUCUCUAUCAGGGUUCCAAUUAUACAUUGCGAAAGCCAAAGAUAGAAUGCUAGUUGUGAACAGGAUUCGAUCGGAAAUAAUGGAUGUUAGGAAAAGGAAGAUUGUUGUGCAUAUUAUGAACGGUGUUAUUAUGGAUUCUGAUUUUGAGCAAUCUGUUAUAUCUGAUGAUACUGAGGAAUGAAGAGGGUUGAGUGUUUGUUGCUUUGGAUCUAUACUUGUCCAACUAAGCCUACCAUAAAUAAGGUUAAUUCAAUUUGAGCAUUGAACAUACACUCAAUUCGUGGAAUGGUGGCUUCUAAUCUCCUUUGAGUCUGAGUUGAGUGAUCUCCUUUGUCUGAUUCAGAGUGAUCUCAUUUGAGUUCGUCUUUGUCUCUUCAACUUUGCAUGUGGGCUCGCGUGGCCUUUUCACUUGAACUUAUAGUUCAUCUUCGACUUUGCACUUCCAGACUUCACACUUCCAGGUAUCAGAGCAACUCUGAUCUCUGACCCAUGUCGACAUCUUCUCAGUCUAUCACUUUUGCUGGUUCGUCUGGUUCUCUCAAGAAGGAUGUUGUCACAUUACUCAUCUCGUCUCCGUCAAACUUGGCGAGAGCAACUAGUUGAUCUGGAAACACCAAAUUGUUUAUGCUAUAUGAGGUCAUGAACUUGAGAAGUUAUAUUAACAGAUCAGCAUAGCAACCAGUCAAAUAACUGGUGAGCGAUAAUGCGGAUGGAUUCACUGUUAAUCUUGAGUUUCAUCUUUGGCAAAAACUGUUAACUCUGUACAUCUCAAGUCAAAUGAAUAAAUAAAGUAAUGUAUGCGUACCUUAAGAAUUCAUAAGCGCUUGAGAAAUCUCGAUUAUCUCAAGUGUAGAUAGGUGCACAACCCACAGGUCUCCAGAGUUUUCAAAGAAUUCAGAGAUUAUAGAGUAGAAGAAAAAAAAAUUGAGUCGUGUAUUUUCAGUUAUCGACUAAUCAACUUAUAUUGAUCAGAUUUGUAAUCGCCUUAUUAAAUAAUUAAAUAAUUAUAUUAUCUAUUA